Messenger RNA from Zophobas morio, 2268 nucleotides. RefSeq lists its product as uncharacterized. Bases 97 to 1395 code for a protein of 432 amino acids. The record is from RefSeq and is a predicted model, not a curated record. Lineage: Eukaryota; Metazoa; Arthropoda; Insecta; Coleoptera; Tenebrionidae. The transcript is spliced from 2 exons.
GACAUUCAGUAUCGCAUUUGUAAACAACGUAUACAAAUUUGAAUUGUUUUAAUCAGUAACGUUUUUGUGUUCAUUUAAUUUGUGCUGCAAUCAAGAAUGGCAGUACCAAGCGACGCUCCGAAUACCAUCCAUUUAAUCAGAGAUUUCUGGCCAGACUUACAGUUUCAUAAAGACGACAUUUUACGAGGCAAUCCUGAUUUCAUUAAACUCUUUUACGUGUAUCUCAUUAACGAUUUCAAUGAAAAAAUUGCGUUUUUGAUAAACGAGGACCUUGGCGGAGACGACUUUGAUAAUCUGAAUUACGACGAUGAAGUAAAAUUAUACUGCAAAGUAGCAAACGUGUUCAAAAGGAUGCAGCAACACUCACUCAGUCUAGUGGACUUUUAUGCCUCAGCAGGCAAAAAAAUGUACCACUUGGUGAAGUUUUCCAUACACUUUGUAAUUUACGUGAACAAUUGUGCAGACGAGGUGUCAGUUAUUAUAAAUGACCAUUUAAAAAGUCUCGCCGAUUUUGAAAACAACAAAAUGGAAGAACAACAGUUGCUGCAGACAUACGCUGAAAUCGUUGAGAGUUUGGCGCACACCAGUGACUUGUCAGAAUCCUUACUGCAGAAAUUAGACCAAGUAAAAGAAAACUAUCAGAAGGUGUUGGAACACAAAGCGAACGAUGAGAGAGUUUCUGCACAAAAUAUUCUCGAAAUGAAGGAACUACAGAGCGAAGUCGAUUAUCUAGAAUAUGAGUUGAAGUUGCUAGAAGAAAAGGAAAAUGAGCUACAGGAGGCCGUAAUUUCCGAAAACGAACUCGAACAUUUAAAAGAAACUGAAAAAUGUUUGGAAAUUGAAUUGCAGGAACUAAAUCGUGAUUUUUGUGCUACAUGGGAUAACGUGACGGAUUCAGAAAAUGUGAAACGCCACGAAGACUUUGCAAAAUGUUUAGCUAAUUUGGAUCUAGAAGCUUUGAAUGUUCAUAAUUUACAGGAAAUUAGACAGGAUGAUAACCAAAUGGCAAAUAUUGUGAAAACAAAUCAAGAUGAAUUAAAUUCGUUGAACAAUACUGCGUCUGACAAGAAGGCGAAACUAGACGUUUUGAAACAAACGCUAGAAAAAGCUCAAGCCUUUCUCACAGAGUUAAAAACUAAAGUCGCCGCUGACGAGCAAGAAGAAAAGGAAUGUAUUUUUCAAGAAACUCAAAAAUGUGCCGCCAAUUUCGAAGAAAACCAGAGAAUAGAAACUCUUAAAAUUCACCUCCAAGAGGAUAUAAGCAACCUAGAAAACGACGAACGGAGAUUGAAUACAGCAGUCGCCCAAGAAUAUCGGAGAAUAUUAAUGUUAGACAAGAAAACUACCACCAAAUUUCAUAAAAUGCUGCUAGAUUUAACAAACCGCCAUGUUUAAAGUUUUUUGUUUUGUACUUUUUUAUUAUUAGAACUGGAAUAAUUUUUGAAGUGAAAGGGUUGUCUAAAAUGUUGUAUAGUUUUAGAGUUGAUUCCGAAUUGUGGACAAAGGACGAUAAUGCGAGCUUGCUGCAGGAAAAGACAGCUCACGUUGCUUGAAGCGUGAGUGGUAUUCACCGGCUGCGUGCUCCCCUGGUGUAUUAUUUUGUUUCCUUGUCUCACAUACUCUUUACCAAUGUCAAGAAAUGUUGCGCUAGUAAAGUUCCAGCCAAGCUCGCGGUAAUACGAAAUAAUUUUGUUACGGUCGAAUAGUGCGGUUCUAUAGUGAAAGUUAAAUAUUGGUUUCGUAUUUUUAUAGUUAUGGUUAAUAUCAGAAUAUUCAAAGCCUUGUGUAAGUAUAGCAUUUUGCGUAGAUUUAUACUUGGUGAUUUAACGGAGAUUUUUUUUUCCGGAAAUAAUGAUUUCAUUCAUAUAACCUCACGGUAAUAGCAUGUCUUUUGUACAUAUAAUUAAUAAUAGUAAUAAUGACGGAUAAUUAAUUUCAAUUUAAAUAUAUUAAUAAAAGUCUGUUUUCUAAUGAAUUUAAACUAAUACCAAGAGCUAGGUAACUUUACCCUUUUACACUUACACAUCUAAUUUUAAUAGAUCAAAUUAGAUAAAAGUGAAGGUAAGGAAGAUGACUGUAUGAAUAUAAAGUGCUGAAUUUCUGAAUACCCAAGUAUAUGCUGCGUAAUGAAUAGUAAAAAGUUUCGUAUACCUGGACUCUAUAUCUAGUCUAUAUAAAUCAUCUAUAUUAUAAAACGUUAAUAUACACCAUUAUUUUCUACCCACAUAGCGCUAAAAAAUACACGGGCUUUAUAAUCAGUCAAAAUAA